This is a messenger RNA of Echinostoma caproni, 480 nucleotides long. The record is from the annotation of a GenBank genome assembly. Lineage: Eukaryota; Metazoa; Platyhelminthes; Trematoda; Plagiorchiida; Echinostomatidae.
AUGUCUACAAAAGCCCGGCGCCGGUUGAUGAAUGACUUUCGCAAGAUCCAACUCGAUCCACCCCCAGGGGUUUAUGCUGUCCCGUUAGAUGACAACAUUCUGAAGUGGCACGCAAUUAUCCUGGGGGCAGAUGGCACACCAUUUGCUGAUGGUAUCUUUAAACUCACCAUGGAGUUUACGGAGAAUUACCCGAACGUGCCUCCCACUGUUCGGUUUGUCUCGAAAAUGUUUCAUCCUAAUGUUUACGCCGACGGUAGUAUAUGUUUGGAUAUACUGCAAAAUAUGUGGUCCUCUUCAUACAACAUUGGAGCUAUUCUCACAUCACUCCAAUCUCUCCUUGGCGAUCCCAAUCCCAAUUCCCCGGCCAAUGCGUCUGCCGCAGAGUUGUUCGAGGAAGAUAAGCGCGAAUACGAACGGCGUGUUCGUGAGAUCGUUGAGCAGUCCUGGCGAAGCGAUGAUCCAAUUGAACCUGCUGACUAA